GUUUGUUUAUAUAAUUAUUACACAUCACACAUGAUUACAACCCACCAAAUGGAAACCAAGACUCUUCAUAUAUAUUUCUUCUUGGAAAAAAAAAGUCCGUCAAGAAAUUAAAGGUCAUUUUGAUCUUUCAUACAAUCAAAAUGUCCACCAAAAUUACUUAUUCAAAUCCAAUUUACAAUCUUACAUACAACCAAAAUAUAUCCCAAAAAUCCCAUUUUCCAUAUUCAAGGUCUGUGCUAUGUAGAAAAUCCCAUCUAAAGAAGAUCAACAAGCUUCUCAAUUUCGUCAAUUCCAAUGGGAAAAAUGGAAUACUCACUGUGAAGUGCAACUCAGCCAACAGUACUGGAUCAGAUGCUCCACCUCCCGGCAAAUCUCCAUUUUUUGGAUGGAAAUGGUUAUUGGGGUUUCUUCUACCUCUAAUACUACCUUCAUUUAGGAACAAAGUCAGUCCUCUACAACUACUCAAAAAUAAUGUGCUACAAGCAGUAGAAACAGUGGAAAAUAUGAGUGAGAUAGUAGAAGAGGUUGCUGAGAAAGUAGAUAAAAUUACUGAAGAAAUUGAAGAGAAACUUCCAGGGGAUUCAAAGCUUAAAGAAAGUCUUGAUUCAAUAGAAAAUCUAGCUGAAGGGGCAGUCAAAUAUGCCAAUGAAGCUCAAGAUAUCAUUCAAAAGAUUAAAGAUAUGGACAAAGUGAUGGACACAUUAAUUAACACUAACAAUGCAAAUCAAGUUGAGAAGGUCAGCCAAGAAUUAAGCGACAAGAAAAAUUAGUCAUUACUUUAUUUUUCAUGCUUAGCCAAUUUGCUUGUCCUUUCGAGCUUGUUAGCCAUUGUAUUAAACAUUAGUGCGUAGUUUAUUUGCAUCAAUUAUGUUUAUUUUAUGUAUCAACAUAAAUUCAAUAAUUGACGGAAAUAAGUAGAACUAGAGUCGUUAUUCCA
Molecule: messenger RNA, 937 nt
Organism: Nicotiana tabacum (common tobacco)
Lineage: Eukaryota; Viridiplantae; Streptophyta; Magnoliopsida; Solanales; Solanaceae
Source: RefSeq, a predicted model, not a curated record